This is a messenger RNA of Grosmannia clavigera kw1407, 1536 nucleotides long. Its product is annotated as cop9 subunit. The transcript is spliced from 3 exons. The coding region runs from base 1 to 1536 and encodes 511 amino acids. Gene Ontology annotation, cellular component: COP9 signalosome. The record is from RefSeq and is a predicted model, not a curated record. Gene Ontology annotation, biological process: ubiquitin-dependent protein catabolic process. NCBI's taxonomy places the organism in Eukaryota, Fungi, Ascomycota, Sordariomycetes, Ophiostomatales, Ophiostomataceae.
AUGGACCACUGCGCUGCGGUGCUCCGAAAUUUCCCACCAACCGCCGGGAAUGCAGCGUCUCUUUACGACGAUGUCUACGAUAAGCUAAUCAAAGCUCACAUCAACCGUGUCCAACGACUCUUCAAAGACUCGGCAGCAGUCGUUGCCGCCCACGCAAUAGAGCUUCUUAAUUCCUUAGACCCCGCUACCCACACGUAUUCCUAUCUCUCCCUCAUCGACACGAUAUUGCCAGCAGAUGCGGCCCUCUACGAUUCCUCCGAGCCCAUCGUGGCGGAGAAGAUUCUCGCGUUCCUAAUGGCCUUUGACCCGCGCCAGGUACGCUAUGUCGGCUCUGCGUUCACACAUCUGUUCACGGCCGUGGGAUCAGGCAGGAUCAUCCCGGCCUCUAUUGCGGUGGAGGCACUUGCACAAGCUCUCCAGAAGCUCGACCCCUCCGGAGCCAUGCUCACGUCCAACCACCUGGCCCUUGCCAGGCUCGCAUACCACACCGACAACGCCCUUCCCGCUCUGGCCGCUCUCAACAAAGACAUCGUUUUCUUCCCGGGGGCAGCGCCGCACAGAGAGACUGAGCGGCUCUGCAGCCUCAGCCUGCCGCCACCAUCGUUCAUAUCCAAGGACACGGGCCUGACGCUGCCGCUCAAGAGCACGCAAGUGUUGGACUUUGACCACCUGGUCGGCCUGCUCAACUGCUCCGUUCGCGACUGGGAAGCCUCUCAUGCGGCCUUUGCGCGUGUGAUCUCCCACCCGACACGGGACAAUGGCGUGUCGAAGAUUAUGAUCGAAGCGCACAAGAAAUGGGUUCUGACUGGGCUCCUACUGAAUGGCAAGGUUCCGACAACACCGCCAAAUACGACGCCCUACGUCAGCAAAGCGUUUUCUGUGGUCAACAAGGCGUACGUGCAAAUGGCCGAGAACUUUGAGUCCCCCAGCGCCGAGAUGCUGGUGGCAGAGGCCACGCCGAGCACCGGUGUCUUUUUGGCAGACGGAAACGAGAGCUUGGUGAAGGAGGUCCUGUCAGCACACCCCAAGUGGCAGAUUGCACACCUGCGCAAGGUGUAUGUAACGGUGUCGAUAGCAGACAUCCGCACAACGAUUAAGGACUCACCCCCGACCACAGUACCCGGAAGCGAUGCGGAGACGGAAAGUCUCCUGCAGGGCAUGAUUGACACGGGCAUGAUUAGGGCGGCCAUCCGCAGACCAGCAGCAGCAGCAGCAGCAGCAGCAGCAGAAGGAGAGGCAGCAGGUGCCAGCGAAAACACAUAUCUUGAGUUCCUGCCAGAAGAAGAGAUGACCGAGGCGGAUUUCGCCAAGGAGAUGGCAGUGGCAGUGAAGCGAAUCCGGGUGCUCAAGCCGCUAUACAAGGUGACGAACGAGCAGCUGAGUCUGAACCGGGACUACUUGAAACAAGUGCUCCGGGAUCAGAAGCGCGAGAAGGAGGCGGCCGAGCGGGAGGGCACAGGAGCGGGCUCUUCUAUCGGGGAUGGCCUGUUUUACGAGGCAGACCCAGACGAUGAGGAUCUCAUGACGGGUCCCUAG